Molecule: messenger RNA, 692 nt
Organism: Drosophila arizonae
Lineage: Eukaryota; Metazoa; Arthropoda; Insecta; Diptera; Drosophilidae
Gene: Spc25
Product: kinetochore protein Spc25
Source: RefSeq, a predicted model, not a curated record
UUUGAUAUAUGUUUGUUUUAAGCGCUGUUUAUUUAAAAAAUUUCAGAAAAUCACAACUAAUAAGCAUGGCAAAACAAAUUGACACGCGCAAACGUCUAAUGGCAAUGUUGCAAAAUGAUAUCAGCUUGCAGCAACAGGAAAAUGCACUAGCUAAGCAGAGCGCCAAGUUUCACAGCAAAAUAGCGGCAAAACAUCAACUUAUAAAACGUCAGCAACGUAAAUUGGAAAAAUUAAAUGAAAUAUCAAACGAACGCAAAGAAGAUCAAGAGAAUCGCAGCGCAUUCGAGCAAUCAAUGCGCGACAAGUUGCUCAGAGAGCAACAAAAUUUGAGUGAAAUGCAGACCGAAUUAGCAACGAAGAAACAACGGCGAGACGAACUGAUGGGCUUCGUGCGCACUCUGAGUGAAGCAACCAACACCUACAUCAAUCUAAAGGCUUUGCCCGCCCGUGUAAAAGGAGUUGCACUGCGGCCUGAGCAAGGCGAGUGGAUACCCUUUAAUUGUGAUGCCUAUGAUCUAAAGGGGUUAAAUGCACUUUGGUCACGUCUGAACGAACCCAGCGCCAGCACUGAUAAAUGGCAGCAGCUAUUCUCUGCUGAGCCAACGGCAAAAGAAAAGGAGAAUGCCAACGCUUCGCUGUCGUCAAUCAUCGAGAUUGAUCUGACCUCGCCCACAGCCCACAAUAAAUUAUAA